Messenger RNA from Vicia villosa (hairy vetch), 878 nucleotides. Its product is annotated as GCN5-related N-acetyltransferase 1, chloroplastic. The record is from RefSeq and is a predicted model, not a curated record. Bases 240 to 812 code for a protein of 190 amino acids. Gene Ontology annotation, molecular function: N-acetyltransferase activity. The transcript has a single exon. NCBI's taxonomy places the organism in Eukaryota, Viridiplantae, Streptophyta, Magnoliopsida, Fabales, Fabaceae. Gene Ontology annotation, cellular component: cytoplasm.
AUUAGAAACUCCAAUGUGGACCAAACAAGAAAGAAUGCACAUAGCCAGCCAAUUACAAUAAACUCCUAACCAAACCAACCACAUUAUCCUUAAAGCCUCUUCCACAGCCACAAACCAAACCACAGCAAGAACAACAACAACAAACAGCUUCCCAAGUUCCCCAACUCCAUUAAAGUCACAAAUCACAAACUACAAAGACAGAACAGAGAUACAGAACUUAACUUCUUCUACCGAUAAUAAUGCUCCUACGCGGCAACAUCUCCGCUCCUCUCUCGCCCUCUCUACAACUCAACCUUAAAACACGAACUCCCCAUCGAAACAUCACCGUUUCAUCCCGGUCAAGCCUAGACUAUCCACUAUCUAUAUCCGACGAGGCACUAGAGUCUCGGGGUUUCAUUCUACGUCGAACCGCGGAGGGGCUAAACCUGGAAGCGUUGAACAAAGUAUUCGUAGCGGUGGGGUUUCCCAGACGCGACCCGGAGAAGAUACGAGUGGCGCUUGAGCACACGGAUUCGAUGGUGUGGGUGGAGCAGAGAAAGUCGCAGAAAGCAGUUGCGUUUGCGAGAGCUACAGGGGAUGGUGUUUUCAAUGCGAUUAUUUGGGAUGUUGUUGUUGAUCCUUCGUUUCAAGGGAUUGGGCUUGGGAAAGCUGUUGUGGAGAGGCUUAUUGAGGAUCUAGUGGGGAGAGGGAUUUCGAAUAUUGCUUUGUAUUCUGAGCCUCGUGUUCUUGGGUUUUAUCGGCCUUUGGGGUUUGUUUCUGAUCCCGAUGGGAUUAGAGGAAUGGUUUACUCUAGAAAACAAAAGAGAAAAUAGUUGGACUUUUCAUUGUAUUUUGAUGAUGGAUUUUUAAUUUAUUGAUUAAAUAUCAAAUUUUAGCUA